UUCAGUUUUUUAUACCCUUGCAGAGGGUAUUAUAAUUUCAGUCAGAAGUUUGCAACGCAGUGAAGGAGACAUUUCCGACCCUAUAAAUAUAUAUGUCGCAGUUCUCAGAAAUAUUUGAAUUCGAUGAACGCUAAAGUUAUUUGGCGCUCCGAUUUGGUUGUCGCUUAGCAUAAGCCGCUGGUUCCUGGUAAAACAUGGAUUCUAGCAAUUCCUGCUCUACUCGUAGCGCGACGGCAUUGCCAGAUCUCUUUUAGAGUGGCGUAGUCGUCGAGUGAGGCCCGGUCGCCCAAGAGAGAGAGAGAGAACCGGAGAGCAAGAAGUUGCAAGAAGAUGAGCUCUGGUAUUUGAAGGGUAGUCAGUUUGAAUUGGGCUCUUGGCGCGAUCGGGACUUACUGCGCAAUCGAAUUGGCAGACCAUGAAAAUACUCCUUCUCCGUUAUCAGAAGUGGGAUCGGCCUUGCCACAGGACAAUGAAAGUGUUAUAGCUGCAUUAGAAGCUCAAAAUCGUGCCUUGUUGGAACUUGUGAAAUCAAUGAACACACCGCGAGUGCCCUUAACGGAAGUUAAACCGAAUUCCAUAUCAUUGCCGAAAUUCGACCCUGAUAGUGCGGGCGCGGAUGCAAGUGCGUGGUGUAAUACAGUUGCAUUAAUAUUUGCUGAAAACAAUCUACAAGGCAGUGCUCUUGUCAUGGCACUCAGCAAAGCUAUGCAAGCAAGUGCUUCCCAGUGGUUGGCGCAAAUUUGUUUCAGCGGCAUGACAUGGCCGCAAUUCCAGGAAUUGUUUGUGCAACGAUUCGUUGGUAUCGAGACCCCGGCAGCGACGUUGAUGAACAUCUUUAAUGGGCGUCCAAAUCCAGGAGAGAAUUUACCCGAAUACGGAAGCCGCCUGGUGACGUCGCUCAUGUCAAAAUUCAAAUCAAUUGAAUUGGAAGAGCUCAUCGUAUCCAUCGUUUUGACGCAUCUUUCAAACUUGGAUGCUCGCCUUUUAAAGUCAAUGUUUACGGGCGCUGUUAAAACCCGCAACGAUCUGCAGCAACAAUUAAAGGCGUAUGCGUAUUUAAAACGUAACGAAUCCUUUGGAAACGAAGUCGAAAGGAAGAAAAUGAAACUACCAUCUCUAGUGAAGUGUCAUCACUGUGGGCGUCUUGGCCAUAAGAUUGCGGAUUGUCAAAAAAGGCGAACGGACGAGAUACAACGGACCACCUCAACUCCAGGACAACAACAACGCGCAGUCAACAACAGGACCUGCUUUAAAUGUGGGGAGUUCGGGCACUAUGCUUCGGAAUGCCCACGUAAUCGACAUAAUCUCAAGGAAGUCGAGAUUAACAAAAGAGUGAACUUGGUGGCCAUAGAACCAAAGGGAGUUUUGAAACAAUUUGGAAAGUGUAGCAGCGAAGUUACAAGGAAAGCGUCAGUCUAGCACAGUGGUUUUAAGGGGCAUCGGAAACGAACCGGUGUGGAGCACAGUACAGAUAAUUUGUAAUGUUAAUAUAAACGAACAUUUUCUUGAAAUAUUGUUUCACGUUAUUAUGGAUACUUUUAUGAAUUUUGAUAUUCUUAUUGGAAGAGAUAUUUUAAGUCAAGGCUUCGGAGUCGUAAUUGAAAUAAAAUAAAUUUGUUAUUUAUAAGCCUAAAAUGGUACAAGCACUGUCGUGUGAAUUAAAUCUGAAAAAUCAUUUUAAUUUUAAUAAAGAUUUAAGUGAGCUCGAUAAAGAAAAAUUAAGUGAAAUAUUAGAAAAAUAUUCCAAAUCAUUUAUAGUAGGCA
This is a messenger RNA of Drosophila gunungcola (fruit fly), 1764 nucleotides long. RefSeq lists its product as uncharacterized. NCBI's taxonomy places the organism in Eukaryota, Metazoa, Arthropoda, Insecta, Diptera, Drosophilidae. The record is from RefSeq and is a predicted model, not a curated record. Gene Ontology annotation, molecular function: zinc ion binding; mRNA binding; single-stranded RNA binding. Gene Ontology annotation, cellular component: cytoplasm. The coding region runs from base 532 to 1419 and encodes 295 amino acids. The transcript has 2 exons. Gene Ontology annotation, biological process: positive regulation of cytoplasmic translation.